Messenger RNA from Xiphophorus maculatus (southern platyfish), 2191 nucleotides. Its product is annotated as transmembrane protein 82-like. The record is from RefSeq and is a predicted model, not a curated record. The transcript is spliced from 6 exons. Lineage: Eukaryota; Metazoa; Chordata; Actinopteri; Cyprinodontiformes; Poeciliidae. Bases 102 to 1124 code for a protein of 340 amino acids.
CUCAGCAGGAGAAACUCAAUCAGAGAAAGGUUUUGCUGGAGAGCGUUCUGACGGCAUGAGUGGAAAAUCCUCUUCUGAGUUUAAGAGCAACUAGGAGAAACAUGAACAUCUUUUAUCCGUUCGUUUGGAUCCUGGACAUUUUUCAAUGGACUCCUUUCGAUUCAAAUCCAAUUGAUUGUUUUUUUAAAGGUCUGGUAGGAGCCUGUGGAGUUUCAGUCCUCUAUAAUCUGAUGAGAGUUUACAAUUUCAUUCAAGCAUGCAGUGAUCCUGACACUGAAGGUGGAGACAGACGGAGGUCGUCUUCCUCUAGAAAUCCUCUGAGGAGGAAAUGGAGAGCGGCGGUCCAGUUCUGGUUGCUGACCGGCGUCCUCUCUCUGGUGGGCCACAGGGUUUCCUCUCUCAUCGUGCUGGAGUUUUCCCUCAGAGCCGUUUCUGCAUUGGCCUCCGCCGGACAGGACGACGGGUCCAGAGGUCUGGAGCUGCUCCUGGUCCAGAGCCAGUUCUCUCUGGGCUGCAGCCUCACCUGCACUCUGGCCUUCAUCCAUCAGGGGGCGCUACACAGCUCCUUCGGCUUGCUCCUGGCCGCUGCGCUCAGCUGGGCAUUUGCGAGCUACAGCAGCGGUCUGUGGCGCCAUGUGGCCAGGCUGUUCCCGCUGCACAGGACCGAUGGUUACUGUGGGAAGUGCAUCAAUCUCCUAACCUCUGGACACACCAUGCUGGCCUCGCUGCAAAGAGUGGUUAUCUUGGCCUUUGGCACAGCAGCUGUGGCUUCCACCACCACGGUUUACGAGCACUUCUUAUCCCAGAAGGACGCGAUGAAGUUCUGGACUCCACUCACUCUCUGCUACACCAUGUUGGUGGCCUACAACCAAGAGGAGCAACAUCGGCUGAGCAUCACAGAGACCCUGCUGCGGACCGUGGUGCUGCGACUGGGAGGCCUGCUGGUUCUCAUGCUGGCAGUGGGAAACUGGACAGACGUUCUCCACAUCCUCGUCGCUUUUCUGGGAGAAGGAGUCUGUCUGCUGCCUUCUGAGGAUCUGCUGCAGGCUGCGUUAAAGGAAGAACGAGAACGCUGCCAGGACAAACAGAGGACCUGCCACAGAUCAAGGAUGAGAAUACAGUAGAAGAUGGUUAGCAAACACACCAUCGUGAGUCAGAGGAACGGGCUGAAUGUUUCUAGAAAGGCUCUGAAUUUAGUUUUGAAUUGGUGAGUGGUAUUUGAAAUGCAGUUUGGACAAGAAGGAGAAGGGGAUGGUUGGUAGCCAAAAGGAAAACAUUUCUGUUUUAUUUCAAGCUGAAAGAAAGAUUGAAAAUCUCUUAUUUCUUAUAUCUUAGUCAAACUUCUUAUGGAGAUGCAAAAACUUAUAAAAUACUAAAAACGUUCUGAAUGCAUGAACCAUUGGCUCGUGAAGCUCAACCUGUAAUAAUACCUUACAGAAAAAUGUCAAUGAUGCCCAGAUUUAUUUUAGUAGAAGUCGUGACUUUUUUACACAAUUCACCUUUGAAUAUUUCUGCAGAAAAAGAACAUUUUUAAGCAUACAUUCAGUGAAGUCUCGCUCUACCUCCAUGGUUCCCUGAUUGCUCCCACAUGUUAUCAACCUUUUCUCUACUACAUGAGCUCACAGGAAAACCUUUUAAUCUUAUUUCUUGCCCAGCAUCUUGCAGGUCCAGAAGCUUUCAUGAGAAACUUUCUCAUAAAAUAACAAUUUCCAAGUUUUUUAGCAAUAAAAUAACAUGGGACAAAGGACUGUUCUGUCUUUCCAGGAGUAGCGGAUAUUACCGCAGCUCUGAAUUAUGCUACUGUACAUUCAGUCGGUCAAUUAAUCUGUCAUCAUCGAUCUGAGGCAAAUUCUUCACCUUCCCAGGGAACAAUCAUUAUCAUACGUACAAACAGAUGUGGGGCUCCUUUUAUAAUUUAUUUUCACUCAGAGAUGAGAAUCAUUAAGAAACUAAUGCAAUCUAAGGCUGCAAGUCAUGAUUAUUGUAGCAAUCAAUUAAUCAGGUUUAAAAUAACUUCACAUUCUGCAGAUAUUUCAUUAAAGCCUUUUUUGUAUAAAACUAUAAGUACAACAAGAGAACCAGGUGAAGUUAAAGCUAUGCCACUUUGGGUAGAAAAUAAUUACAGACAGGUAUAUUUUUUACUUAAAUGCAACAUGUAUAUAAUUUUUGUACCUUUUUUGGUUUAAUUACU